AUGGCAGACGUUGAUGUUACCUCACCUUCAAGUGGUAAAUCAUAUAAGGCCUCUGGUGGAUCGGCCAGUGUUGAAAUCAAAUGGAAAGAUGACUCGGAAGAUGGUGAUACCUUGUAUUUGGGUAACGUCGAAGGUUAUACCAUUUCAUUAUGUUAUAUGGAUUCAGGUGAUAUUUCUUGUCCACAGACUAUAGUUAAGGAUAAGAAGUUUGAUUCUAAUAAGUACACUGCUAAAAUCGAUGCUGCUGAUGUACCAAACGGGUAUUAUUUCUUCCAGAUUUAUACUACUUUUGAAAAAGAUAGUACCUCCAUUCAUUAUACUGAUUCAUUCAAAUUAUCUGGUAUGUCAGGCCCUUCUGCUUCAAUCAAAGCUACUUCCUCAGUGGCUGCCCCAGAUCCACAAAUUUCCUUGGGUGAAGCUGCAACUUCAAUCAAUUCUGCCUCCUUUUCCAUCACAUACACCAAACAAACUGGUAGAACUAAAUUUGCCCCAAUGCAAAUGCAACCUAAAACUACCGUUACUCAUUCCAAAUGGUCUAGAAGAUUUGCCUCUAGUUCGUACACUCCUUACUCUACCUUGCGUAAGUCUCCAAAUUGUAGAACUACAAAAACUCCCGGUUGGUCUUAUACUCCAAAAUCUGCAACAAACACCGUUUCUCCUGCCGGUUAUCCAACCUCUUUCUACGCCGCCAGCUCCAGAGUCAGUAAACCCACCUUGAGUUCUGCCUCCAAGAGUAAGAGAUGGUUAUAA
This is a messenger RNA of Hyphopichia burtonii NRRL Y-1933, 750 nucleotides long. RefSeq names its product cell wall synthesis protein. Gene Ontology annotation, cellular component: extracellular region. The transcript has a single exon. The record is from RefSeq and is a predicted model, not a curated record. Bases 1 to 750 code for a protein of 249 amino acids. Gene Ontology annotation, biological process: fungal-type cell wall organization; cell wall biogenesis; (1->6)-beta-D-glucan biosynthetic process. NCBI's taxonomy places the organism in Eukaryota, Fungi, Ascomycota, Pichiomycetes, Serinales, Debaryomycetaceae.